AUGCAGCUGCGCAUUUACGCCAUGUAUCACAAGUCCAAGAAGAUUCUGGCUUUCACGGUGGUCUGCUUUAUCGUACAAAUUGCAGCCACUUUGACAGUCCUGGUGAUGGACUUCGAUCACAUCUUAACAUUUACCAAUCAACCCAUACCCGGGUUCCUCAACAUGUGCACAGUGUCCAGUGUCAAUAAAAGCUUCACGGCCAUCUAUGCGCCUCUCUUUUGUUUCGAGAUUCUACUCUUCGUCCUUGCCAUAUCGGCUGUCUUCAAGGCACACGAGAAAGACCCAUGCGGUUGCCGGGAAGAGACUUCACAGCACGAUGGCGACGCUGAUCAGCGAAAUGCUCGGAUGUGCGAUUGCCUCGGGAUUGUAUCUUGGUCUUCCGCCGAUUUACCUGGUGAUCACGAAUUCAAUCCUUAUUGCAACUACAAUCAUCCUUGGAAGCCGGCUCGUGCUUGGCACACGUAA
Messenger RNA from Suillus paluster, 465 nucleotides. RefSeq lists its product as uncharacterized. Lineage: Eukaryota; Fungi; Basidiomycota; Agaricomycetes; Boletales; Suillaceae. The record is from RefSeq and is a predicted model, not a curated record. The transcript has 3 exons. Bases 1 to 465 code for a protein of 154 amino acids.